CUCUGCCCGUCCCGCUGCUGCUGCUCCUCCGACUUUUCGAAACUUUUGUCCCCCAGAGGCAGCUGCAGACGGAGGAGCCAACUCAGGUAAACCCACGUCCCUUCAGCGACCCGCGCUGGGAGGAGCGGGGCAGAGGUGCAGGUGAGGACGACUCCGAGUGCCGCGUCAGGACCUGAGCAACAGUGCUCGGGUUUUUAAGACAAGUCCAUUACAACGUUGUACACUUGCUUUUGCGUUCCAGCCUUUCAGUGUUUUAGUAUUUUCAUUAUAAACUUGCUAUGCUGAAAGCAGAGUGAAGAAUUUACAUGUUUUUUCCACGGGUAACUUGGAAGUCUGCUUUGUAGCCUUAUGUAUUGACCUCCCUAAUAAAUUCAUCUAGGAAAAUUGUAAAACUGAUAUUAUUCAGUAUUUUUAAGAAGGCUGUAUUAUUUGAGGGUGUAAACUUCUUUCCUUCGAAGUCUUGUUACUUUAGCAAAGAAAUACUGGAUAUCAGUAUUAACAGAGAACUUAUCCUCGAUGUAAGUUCUCUGUAAGGAGUUUCAAGUAGGCUGUGUAGUGCCGCUUAAAUUGAACUAUAGAAUAUGUUUUACUGAGGACUAUAUCACUGUCUGCUUUUAUAGAGAGAGACAUAAAAUGACCUUCAGUUUUAUAGCUUGUAAAAUGGCUUUAAUGAAAUAUCUGUAGUGUUUAUGAUGUGCAAGUGUUUUGAGAUGCUGAUGUCUCACUGUCUCUCUCAGUCUCCUGUAAAUAAGCAGUAACUCAACAAGGUUCAGUAAAAGUACCGGAUGGAUAAGGCUGACAGGACAAUUUCACUCCAGUGCCUCUAACAUUUGAUUGAUUUAUUAAUGAUAGAAAGCGCAGAAAUGGCCAUUGGCUUGGGCAGCCAUUGGAUGCAGUGACCUCGAAUAGUGAGUUGCUUUUUAACUGGUGCAUAAAACGCUGUCCAUAGCACCCAUAGUACACAGGCUGUACUGGGUUAUGAGAAACUGCGGUAUAGCUGGAAAAACUCUUCUCUUCAGAUUUGCUUUAAAUGUGGGUGCUGCAAGCCUGUAAUCAGUGGUUCUGAGGAAGAAAAACACCCUUCCCUUCUCCCAAGAUAACUAUGUUUGUGUUAUCUGGCUGCAAGCAGAUUUGAAGCUAUUAACGGUUUUUAUUACCUUUCAAAUCGUUGAUCACUUGAAUGCAUUUCAUGUUUUAAGACUGCCUCCCUGUGAGUUGAGUUAAAGCUCCCGUGAAAGUGAAAAAGAACAGCUUUGUGUUGAAGUGAUCACAGAGAUAUUUUCCAGAUCUUAGUCCUUGUCAGUAGCCUGUUGUCUGCUCUCUGUACAAGCUGUCGGCGUGUACGAAUAAAGUCAACACAAGUGCAAACAGUGCUAACCUUCCUGAUUUGAGGGGACGUGGCUCUUGUUGCACACGGAACUUGAGUGUGACUAGUGGGGAAUUCAGUGUGAUAGACUUUGGAGCAGGGAUAAGUCCCAGCACCCAUCCUGUUUUGUUCACCUGAGCAUUGUUCCUCCUUCAGUCACAGCCUAAACUGGGAAUGCCUGUGCUAAAUCACGAAGGGGUUGAGCAGCAGGAGGAUGAGCUGGUCAGGCCAGUGGUGGUGGUCUGAUUCAGUAAAGUAAAAUGAAUCAGACCACCACUAAGUGUUGUCAUCUUGUUUGCUAAAAAAAUCACAUGUGCUUAGGGUGUUCAGACAAUACUGCAUCUCUCUGUGUUGGGAAGUAAGCAGUCUGUCAGCCUCCCUGGAUGCAGGACAAAAAGUCAGGGAUCUCAGCUCAGUUCAUGCUCCUCCUGACAUGUGAGCAGCCACGUGAAUGACAGGGGCUCAUCUGGAACCCAGCAGCCAGAUUGAAGUCCUUUGGACAAAGAGUUUAUCUACUCAUGUGCAAAUAUAGCCUAAGCUGGUUCAAUAAAUGAAAAGGGCACCUGUGAUGGCUGUGUCAGCUCCUGCCAAAUCCUGGAAGGACCAAAUCUUCGGUUUCUGGAGCAAGCUCACGCAAGGUCAUCCAGCUGGAGCUAAAACUGUAUUGUCAGGAUAAGCUGGAUUCAGGCUGGGAUGUGUAACUGGCACUGCUUCAGCAGCUGUGCUGGGUGAUCUCUCUGAUGAGGUGGGGUUUUUGGUCUCUUACCCUGGAUGUUUUUGAAGAACUUGUCACUUCAGCACUGCCCACAGCUGUAACGGCACAUAGCCACAAGAGUGUGACUGUUGGGCAGCAUCUCGCAUCAGCAUUUGCCUGGAACUGAACAAAGAGAGGGAGGUGAGUGAUGCCUGUGGGCAGAGGAAACUGGGAUUCACUGAAAGCCCCAGGUGUCCUCUGUGGUAUACAGUUCACAUCCACAGCUGACUGUUCAACCAGUCAUGCUGGAGAAUGUCUGGUGUUAGGCUUUCCUACAUCCAGCUACCUGGACACUUGGAGAUAUUUGUGUGGUCAGAGAGGUUCAAAAAAAGCUCCAGGCUUUGGUCUGUAUGUCCACAGUGCAGGGCAGUGACAUGAUUGAGUGUGAAGGGUGUGAGAAAUUAUCCUGCUCCUCUCACAGGAAAGAUGUCUAUAUGUCUUUAUGGAAGGGGUGAAGUUUUUUGGCAGCUGACAACUUUGACAAACCUGACCAUCCUUCUAUUGCACUGCACACAGGGGAGUUGGGAAGAACUUGGUCUUUCAAGAGAAAUCACAGUGCUUCUCUUUCCAGCUGGGAAGGUGUAAUGUAAGUUGAUGUGUCCAGUGUUGUUACUGGGAGGUGCUCAGAGUGCUGAGCACAGAUUAGGACCCAAGUAAGAAACAGUGCUAGUGAGCUGUGUAUAAUGGGGCACGUGUGGGAUCAGGACCAGAAGAGGGCUGCUGGCAUGGUUGAGUUUACAGCUUUCCAUUCUGCCUCUGGCCAGCUUUACAAGUGUGAAAAUCAGCUCUAAAACCAGCCAAUAUUUUUCAACGAGUUAGCCUGCUUCCUAGGCAGAGGCUCUGGCAAUACCUUUCUCUAGUUCUUCUGAACUCACUGCAAACUCAGGCACAAAACCCAAACAUGCACUCUCUGGAAACCCAUGUCUCCCAGCAGUGCUGCCCGGAGCUUUGUGUGCAGAGAGCAGUUUCUGCUGCUUCAUAGGCCCUUUUCGCUCUUGGGAAUGUCAUCUCUGGGGAUCCAAAACCUCUCUAGGGGCAGGCAGUGCAGGUACAACUCUAAUGAGGUCAUUGGGCUCAACUGGCUUUUAAUCCUUUGGGUAUACACUAUACAUGGCUGUUUGCAUAGCGAGGGAGAUUUUGUUCUUGAACUGUCACCCCAGCCAAAGUCGGGCAUCACACAGAAGUCUGUAUGUAUUAUGUCAACACAGUUACCUUUGUCAGCCAAAUGCAAACUCUAAGAAGAAAUACUAGAUCCAUUUGACAAGCCCUCCAGCCAGAAAACUGUGUUGACUAACAGGAGUUGUGUUUCCAUCCCUGAGCUGGCCGCUCCCUGCCCUGCUGAGAGCACGGGCAGGGUGAGCAGCCUGCACUGCCCGGGUCAGCCGUUUGCCCUCUGGAAAUGCUGGCACUGUGCUAAGUUUUUGUUUGCUUGAGCAGGGCUUUUUAUUUAUUAUCCCAAGACUUCUGGAACUUCCUGGCUGGCCUGGGACAGGCUUCUGGUUUGUUUUUUUUUUAAAGUCAAUGUUAGGAAUUUGGGUAAGCUCCUUCAUAGGCUCUGAGUUCAGGUUUUCUCAUUACAGAUGUGAAGGAUGGUUAGCAGAUGGUGUUGGGGAUCUUCCCAACUCACUUCUCAGAGAAUUUUGCUAUAGCUGAGAUUUAGGUCAUCCAUAUUUGCAAAGAUAAAAGUAAUGCUUAUACUUUCUGCAUCAUCUAUAUCAGGAUACUUUCACUGUACUUUUUUAGCACCAAUCCUAAUGUAUUGAUAGACUGUUGCUUUUUUCCUGACAGACCUAUUGCCUCUAGGUUUUUAAAUAUCUUUUAACUUUCUUCAUAAAAUGUAUUGAAAUCUAUAAAAUUGGCUCUAAUUUCAUAGUAGAUUUAUUUUUUACCUUUUUAAAAAAAAAAUGGCUCUUGUCUUAAAAAUAUCUAUUUUAAACCAAAUAAUUUCUAAAAAAUAUACUGUUGCUUUUCUUGGUGGGAAAGAGGGCUCUACUAAAGCAUCUUUAAACAUCCUCCAAUAAGCAUUGUCACACUUACUUAUAUUUAGAUGUUUUCUCUCAGUUAUUUUUGUGUCUGGUUCUUUCUAGUUUUGUGAAACUGACCUUUAGGAGAUGUUUUGGACCAUGUUCUGUUUCCUUACCUCAGAUGUAGCUGGGAAUUGUGAUUGGUUUUCUUCCAGCUACUGCAGGAUUUCCUAGUCCUAGAAAGCUAUCUAUUAUAUGUAGGUGUUGAGAUUUAUUUUUUUAAAUGUUUUUUUAGCACCACAAACCCUUCAGCAUCUGCCAUAAGCCUGAAAUUACAUCUCUUCUUGCUGUACGUUGUGGGUAGAUGCUUCAGGAGCUGCUCAUCUGUUCCACUGAUUCACUUGUCUACAGCAAACUCCUACCAGUGCCGCUGAUGCACCCAGCCCAUGGCCCCUGAAAUGAGGGGGGCCCUGCCGCAGGUGGCUGGGCUUUGUGGGGGGCUCUGCUGGGGGGAGCAGGCUGUGUGUUGGGUAAACAGUAAGAAGGUUGCCAGCACCCCAGGGUCUCCCCUUCCCCACGUGCUGGGUUCUGCGAUGUGGAAGGGUGGCACCCAGCACCCCCUUGCCCUUCAGCAGGAAUGGGCACCUGUGACAUCAGAGGGGUGAGCUGCUGACAGAUGUCUCUGCUCUUGAGGGGGGGCUGUCCACGUUGCUUCUAGCUUUGUUACUGAUGCAGCAACUGCUGGGUGAUGAAUUUGCCAUAUCAAGCUGGCCCCCUGUGCCCCGACCAUGGGAAUGGUACCUGCAGCGUUAGGGCUGCAGAGAAGCCUGGCUGGGGCUGGGGCCCAGCACAGUGAGGGCAUGGGCUGUAGGGCUGGUGCAGAGAAGUUGAGAGUGAUCUCUUGGAGGGUGUGGUGGGCUCUGGGAGCAGGGGGGGUGGAUCUGUCCCUCUGCUGCAGCCCCCUGCUCCUGUGGCUCUGCAGGUGGGUGCUGGAGUGGGGCUGCUGGCUGCGGGAGGUGGGAGAAGUGGGAGUGACAGUGGGAUGAAACCUGUGAGAAAAUCAAUUUGGAUUAAGGUGAAGUGCGAACUUUGAGUGCAGUAGGAGCAUAAAGUGGAGAACAGUCAUGACCAGUCUUUUCCUAGAAGAUGCCUUGCACAGUGAGACACAGAGUCAGGGCAUUUGUUUGGGCUGUGUUGGAGCCACAGGCACAGCCCCAUGGCCAAACUGAUCUGGAGAGGUCUCUGAUGGCAUCACCUUCACAUUGACCUGCUCCUGCACUGGUGAGGGUUCAGGCUGGAUUCCCAUCCAGGUCCUGGCACAUCCCUCCUUCCAGCAGUGCUGCUCUGGGCUCCUGGGCUGUGUCCAGAGUGCCAAGGGGGAGGCUCAGCCACUGUCUUGUCUUGCUCCAAGUGGCAUUUGUGGUCCCAUGCUGUGCUGCUCCCAUGCUGUGCUCCCAGAGCUCCGGAGGAAGCGGCAGCUCGCUCAGGCAUGAGCAGCUCCUAAGUUGCUUUGUAGCACAGUAGCUUCAGAAAUAUUUCUAAAUUGGUCCUUCGUGCAGCUCCAUUGGGGUUCCCAAGGGAAUUCCAUCCCAUCAACUCUGUGAGGUCAAAGCUUCCAAUAUUUGGGUUUGGGUUUGUUUGGUUUUUUUAUUUUCUAUUUUUUUUCCAGGGAAAAAAGUCUUUAUGUAGAUGUGAGUAUUUUUAGGAACGCUGGAUCUCAGGAGCCCCUUUGUGAAACUGUGUAACUCCCUGCAGAAAUUUCUGCUCCUCCCACUCAUUUGCUCCUCCCCCUCCCACUCCCAAACCCCGGGUUGGAGCAGGACUUGAACACAGCGCUGUAAGUCAUGGAUGUGUGGCUGGGGAAUGGAGUUGAAACACUGUUAGUCACUCAGUAAGUCAGCGGUGCUCAGCAUGCACUUCAGGUGUACCAGUGGUUUGGGAGCCAGAUGGUUUGUGGUCAAGUGAUAAAUCCGUGAUUUGAGAGGAUUUGUCGUGGUUUGAUGCUGGCCCAAUGCCAGGCACCCACGAGAGUCUUUUCCUCACCCUCCCCUGCUACAGCUGGGCAGUGGAGAGGGGAAAAAAAAAGAAAUUGACAAAUGUCUCAUGAGUGAGAUAAAGACCGGGAAAAACACUUAAAGGACAAAACAGGCUCAAUUUAUGGUUGCAAAGUGAAUUUAUCACUAACAGAAUCAGAGGAGGAUAAUGAGAAGUAAAAUAAGCCCCUAAAACACUGCUUCCCCCAGCCCCUCAUUCCUUCCAACCAACAGUGCAGGGAGACAGGGCAUGGGGGUUUUGGUCAGCUCAUCAUCAAGAUGAUCUUCUGCUGCUCAGGGAGAGGAAUCCUUCCUCUGUGAGACUGUGAGGUUGCUCGCACAGGCGACAGUUCUCCAUGAACUUCUCUGGCGUGGGUCCACUUUCAUGAGCAGCAGCCCUACCACACCUGCUGCAACGUGAACUCCCCCUUUGGGCAGACAGUGCUCCCAAAACUGCUGUGGCAUGGCUCUCUCUUUCCAUGAGGUGCUGUCCUCCAAGGACAGGCUGCUCCAACCUGGAAGCAGGGCCCUCUUUCUCCACCAGGUCUCCCACUGGAUCACAGCCUCCUCCAGGCAUCCACCUGCUCUGGCAUGGGCACCUUCCUCCAGGGGCUGCAGGUGGAUCUUUGCAUCCCCCAGGGAUCCCCCUGGGCUGUGAGUGGAUGUCUGCAUCCCCCAGGGAUCCCCCUGGGCUGUGGGUGGAUCUCUGCAUCCCCCAGGGAUCCCCCUGGGCUGUGGGUGGAUCUCUGCAUCCCCCAGGGAUCCCCCUGGGCUGGAUCCCCCCCAUCUUCACUGAUCUUCACCAUGGUCUUUACCACGGCCUUCAGAGGAAUCUGGGCUCUGGCGCCUGGAGCACCUCCUCCCUCUCUGUCUCCAUGUUGUUUUCCCUCGCAUGUUCUCACCUUCUCCUCUGACUAGAAGCAAAACCUGUGACUUUGUUUUGAUUUCCUUCUUGAUUAUGUCAUCCCAGAGGCAUUACCAACCUCUCUUAUUGGCCCAGCCUUGGCCAGUAGCAUCUUCAAAGCCAUCAGAGAUUGGCUCUGCUGGACAUGGUGGAAGCUUCCAGGAGCUUUUCACAGGAGCCAUCUUUGUGGCUCCCCUGCUACCAAAAACCAGGCCGUGCAAAACCAGUACACCAAUGAAUCAGGUUUCCACUAGCAACAGUAAUUCUGUCAUUUCUGAACUCAAGAUUAUUUGUAUUUGCUGUGUUUGACAAAAGUUCUGUUACACACGUAGGUCUCUAUACAGUUGAAAUUAGUUGAAACAAAACUCCUGUUAUUAGGCAGAUUUGUGUCUUGUAUCAUGUAAAAUAACACCUUGCCUCCCCAGAUGGCCACCCUGUGGACAAGAGAGCAAGCCAUGUUCAGCACAGUGCUGAGCUCCCAUUCUCCCCUUCUCAAUCCCUCCUAGCCCUGUGCCCUUCCCUGUCACUAGCAAAGGCUCUUCUUUUCUUUUCAGCCCCAAAGAGCAUUGCUGCCCAAGGACUUGAUGUUCCUAAAAAAUCUGGAGAGCCAAGUACUGGCGUAGAUAAUGGUAAAUAAUUAAUUACCUUGCAGACAGAUCUUCAAUACAAGCUGGAACAUCUUUCAGGAAAAGGGAAGGUGGGCAUAUGCGCUCAAAGUAACUGUUCCCCGUGAUUAAUUAAAAGGCUUAGAAAGACAACUGUCAUGUCAUGGCCUAUAAAUAAAAUGGAAAUUAAUUCAGAGAUGGGUUUUGUAUGCUUUUCUCUUUUUUUCCAUUUUGUUUGCAUUUUGUUUGCUUUUGUCUCUCUGUGCAGGAUGUUUAAUUCCUUCCAAGUGUGUCCCACAGCAGAGAGCAGGGGUGGAGGAGGACAGGACAGUCCUUAGGAGAAGGCUGUGCCACAAUCCCGGGACAGUCAUUUCUGCAACAGCCCCAGUCUGAUGGGACUGCUUUUGCUGGAAGAUGUAAAAGGAAACCUGUGGUGUAGCUUUCUCAUGUGCAACUCUCAUCAUUUCUGAAAAUUGGAAUGAGGACCAGUGAGUCUAUUCUGAGAGAAGAGAUGCCUUGUGUUGAGAGACCUCAGAUCUUGCUUUGUUGAACAAUCCCCAGCAUCACCUUCAGAUGUGAUGGUGACAAAUGCUGUGGUGUCUGUAGGGGACUGAGGUCCAGCAAGCCAGGGUCCCACCUGCCCUGAAUCCCUGCUUGUCCUUUGGCAUGGAUGCAAUGCUUCUGAGCCUGGGAGAGGAGGGGGAUAAGUGGGAAUGCUAAUGGACUGGUGAGAAUCUGGCCCCAGCAGGAGUUGUGAUGGGAUGUACCAAGCACAGCAAAAGCUGUGCCCAGGGUGGGCAGUGGAAUACUCAGACUGAGCUGCACCUCUUCCCCAUGCCCAGAGGAAAGGUGGGGAGGGCUGGCAGCUCUGCCUGUUGCAGACAUUCAUGCUUUGCAGUAAGGGUAGAUGGGCUUGAGAGACCCUGGUGUUUCUAGGAGCAAACCCCAGCCUUGUGGUGCUCAGCAGGUACACAGCCUGCAGUUCCCGUGGGCUCUAUGAGCUGUAACUUAAAUGGAGUUUAACAUAUUUCAUCCUAAUCUUAGCCCAUUGUAUGGCCUUCAGAUCUCAGCUGUGAGUUUUAUUUCUGCAGAUACUGCAGUAAAAAAUAGAUCAAAUUGAAUCUUAAUGGGAUGGGUGGAAUCCACAGCAGAGUUGCAUUUGGAUGCAUUAGGAAAUGGAGCCCUGGCCUAUGCUGCCCCAGGAAAUGCUGCCUGACAACCUGGUGGGAGGGAGCAGCCUCCCCAGUGUGCCCACAGCAUGAGCCAGGAUGGGGGCACAGGGCUCCUCUGGUGGCUUUAGCACUGUCCUGCUUGUGAGGAGAUUCAGAAGGAGCAAUUUAGGAAAGUGAGAUAUUCUCCAGGUGGUCCAGGAUUUUCCAAUGGCUUGUGCAGAGUAACUAACUUUCUUUCCUAUGUUCCUAAGGUGAGGAGACUCUUCCUUUAGGUGAUCACUGCAGCUUAGGUUAUCCCUGGACUUGCAUACAAACAUGGCAUAGGAGGGUUUGUGGAAUUAACAGCACAUAGAAGGUACGACGGAGUAGAAGGCUGGAGUCCUGGUGCCUGGGUAUGGAUUUGGGCUCUGCUUUUAGGGUAGAACUACUGGCGACUGGGAGAUGAUGAUCUGUGCUCAGGGGUGGUUCUUCUGCACCCACCCAAUCCACCUGCUUGUCUCCUGCUUUCAUCUGCUGGCCAGUUGCAAUGGCAAGAGCCAUUCAGAUCUCACGGUGUCAGUUCUUUGGCCCUCAGUCCCACCUGCAGGUUGCUGAAAUACCCCUGCCCAGUCUUUUUAGUGGCUUGCAUUGGCCCUCCCAUUCUUUUAUCAGCACUUGUCUUUGGGGCUUCCGUGGGCCGAUGGAGGGUCUCUGGCUCCAGGGGAGCAAGAAGGAUCAGCAGGAAGGAUCCAGGCUUGCCUGGUGAGGGAAGAGCUGAUGGGAGCUGUGUUUUUAAGGCAUACUGAUGGAGGAGAGAGGUGUGUGAGGCUCCUUCUUGUGUCCCUGAGGGAGCAGUGAGACAGGGAUGGCAGCAUGGUGGCACUUCCCUUGUGCUGCUGUAAGUUUUUCUUGGCUGGUUUCUAGGAAAAUGGAUUAUACCACAUUCAAAAUAUUCACUACUGGAUUUAAUAAUAUUUCAAAAAUAACUUAAAUGUAUUUCUUUCAGAAGUGGUAUUCCAUGGAAAUCCUUUCUGUUUAUCUGCUGGCAUUGCCAAGCACGUACUGCAAAGCCAACAUCCAUGCCAGUCAUUGCUUUUUUAAACAGAAUGGGAGAACAAUAGCCUGUGUCAUUAGCCUGGCCCCAAGCUGUCUGAGGACAAGGGCUGUGCGUUGUGUCCCUGAAGUUGUCUGGGUCAUAUCUCUGUGCUGGCUCUGCCAGAGGUGCCUCAGGGAGCAGAGCCAGGGCUGAAUGGCUGGGCAGUCUCCCCCUGCUGCUACACCUUUGCCAGCUGAGUUUGUUCUUCAGCCUCAGUACCUCUAGAGAGAGUUCUGCAGUUUCUACAUGUCAAGGUCCCCCCUCCUCAUCUUUGAGAUGCUCUGGAACUUGCUGAAGUGUCUCAGUUGUGGAGCUGGGAAGGUGGUGGAGAAGGUUGCAGAGCUGACAGGAGCCAGCCCAAAUAACAGCAAACCCCAGGCCCUGUGAUUGAUUGCCCAGCCUUACAGCACCCCCAGGACACUCCUGUGGCUUCUCUGUGUGUUAAGGGAGGAGGUCAGAGCUGAAACUCAGAAAGAGUUUGGCCAGUGGUGCCAUGAAGAUGUGGGCAUGAGGAGCAUUAGCUUUACCUCAAGUGUAGUAAACACCCUUUCCAAUUCCUGGUACAGAGAUUGAAAGCAAGUCAUGACAACAUAGAGUAUUCCUGAAAGAGUUUCCAGUAGCAUUUGGAGAAGUCUGGAGUUGCCAAAGUUAGUAUUCCUUCUGUUCUCUCAAGCUCCUUUUUCACCUCUGCUCUUCUGACUCCUGGUGGAAGGCAGAUCGUGCUCACACUGGCAGUAUCUGUUAAUAUCUGACUGAAAAUAUCUGUCUCCUCUGAGUUUGGCACCAUUAGCUUAUUUACAAAUGGUCAGUAUGAUCUCAGCACCUCAAUAAACAGCAGUUGCAACAAUAACAGAAUUCACAGAUCGGUUUAGAUUGAAAGGGACAUUUAAAGGUCAUCUGGUCCAACCCUCCUUCAUGGAGCAAGGACAUCUUCAACCAGAUCAGGUCACUCAGAGCUCUGUCCAACCUGGCCUUGAAUAUUACAGGAAUGGGGUACCUACCACCUCUCUGGGCAGCCCGUACCAGUGCUCACCAUCCUCAUUACAAAAAACUUUUCCCUAAUAUUUAAUCUAAAUCUACGCUCUUUUAAUUUAAACCCAUUAUCCCUUGGUCCUAGUGCAACAACCCUUGGUAAAAUUUCUAUCCCCAUCUUUCUUACAGACCUCUUUAGGUACUAGGAGAUGCUGUAAAGUCUCCCUGGAACCUUCUCCAGACUGAACACCUCCAAGAAUCUCAACCUUUCCUUCAUAGGAGGGGUGUUCCAAAAUGAAGAUGAGUUGAAGAGUUAGCUGUCCUCUGCUUUCCAUCACUAGUUCUGCCUGUUUUCUUUCUGGCCUUUCCAAAAAUAUUGGCAGCAUCUCUAGAGUUUUCAGUGCUCUGCUUUGCAGGGAGAAAUUAAGCUAGAAUGAAGUAUACUGCUGCCUUUAUGUAGAAGUACGUGUUGUCAAGACAGAGAUUAUAUCUUGGCUUUUUCAAGGGAAGACUAGAAAGAAAAAAAAAAUUUUCUACUGUUCCUAUGAUAUGAGCAUUAAGUCAGUAGUGAGCUCUGCCAUUAUGGCUUGUGUCUUAAAGAGUCUUCUAACCAAAAGUGAUUAGUCAAAAUUAAUUGGACUGAGUGGAGAGCUUGCUGACAAAACACUUCAAGAGUAGGUGUAGCUGAUAGGCAGCAAAACGGUCAGACACUACAAUGUGGAUUGCAAACUCUGCCUCUGCUGUGCUCAUCCGUGGGAGUUUCUGUAGGGAAGACAGAAGUGUGGUAUGAGGAUUGCAGAAAAAUACAGGUGUGAUGGGAGAAGGAGGGGCAUGUGUGAUGGGAACAGGAGGGAUACUUGCGGUGGGAGGCUGUUGAGCAAAUCCCUGCCUCGGAAGAGGCAGUCCUGUCUGCUGAGAGUUAAUACCAUGACCAGCAGUCAGAGCAAGGAGGAGCAGCAGGAGUCACCGCUCUGCUGUCUCUGGCAAGGCACAAGUGUGCAGCUCCUGCAGAGGAUCCACCUGAAUUCCUUGCUGAGAUACAUUUGGGUGCAGAGCAGUUCAACAAACACAGCCUGCUGGAAGGUGCCCACCCUCAGGUCACUUCCCACCUAGGUUAGGAGGAUUGAACAUCUCAGCACAUGUACUGGUCUUCUGGUCCUUCAGGGAUAGAAUUAGAGAAUGCUUUGUUUUGGAAGGGAUUUUAAAGAUCAUCUCCUUCCAACCCCACUGGCGCUGGUGUUAUCCUCUUAGGAAAACAGAAUUUGUAAGACAAUGCACUCUUGUUCCUGACAGAUGCUGAUGAGCCAGUUCCUCAUGACCCAAGACCUUGCUGGGGACUUGAGAGGGCCCUGUUUUCAGAACAGCUGCAGUGAACAAAACAUUCCCUGCCUGCUCUAGACUCAUGGAAAGGUGAGGCAAUGCUGUCUGCCAGCACCUUGCUCGAAGUCCUUCCAAAAAGCAAGUGAGGACAGAGAAGCCAGGAACUGACUUGAGGGAAAACCUGGAUGGGAAAACCAGGGUUUCCCAUGCAAGGCAAUGAGGAAGUAAAACUGACUUGCCUAAUUAAGACAAUAGACUAAUUAGCCAAUGAGAGAAGUCUUUCCACUGUGGAUGUACCAUUGGAAGCCAUUAAUUAAAAGUCUUGCUAAAUCCCAGACUAGGCAAAGCCUUUGAUAAUAGGGAAGAGGGAGAAGUACUUAGACCUGUGUCCCCUAGCACACACAAAGCCUUCUCCAUGGAAUCUUUAAAAUAAUAAAUUUGCUUUGGAAUAAACUAUACAGAUAGGGAAACAGAGGAGCGGGGAAGCAACAAGCAGGGCUUACAAGGAGCUAGACUGUUUCUGUCUUGCUGUGGCAGCAUCUGUUCUUCCUUACUGGUAUUUUGACUCCAGUUCUCUCAUUUGUUAUUUCCUUUUUGAGACAAAUUUUUCCCAGGAGAGAUUGGAUUUCUUCUGAUUGAUCGUUAGCACUACAAAGCCAGUUGCUGCUGCUGGGCUGUUCCCAUUGCUUUGGCAGACCAGUCUUCUACAGUUUCCUCUUACCUUUAAAAGUGAUUCUUUUAAUCAUUUGUAACAAAUGUGUAAAGAUACCAAUUUUUCCUCCCAUGUGGAAUGAAGACAAAUGACCAAACUCUAACACCUUUUUCCUGGAAUAUGAUCGUGGUUUGUAAUCAAUUCUUCUAUUUUUCUCUUCCAUGUUUUUAAAUGAGUUUCAGUUCCUGGUAGUCAACAAAACUGUCUAUGGCCUGGCCUGCAAGAGAACUCUAGAGGGACUUUUUACAGGGGCUGUAGGGACAGGAGAAGGCAGAAGGACUUCAUGCUGACAGAAGGCUGGUUUAGAUGAGAUAUUAAGACAAAAUUCUUCAGUAUGAGGAUGGUGAGACACUGGCACAGGUUACCCAGAGAAGCUGUGGAUGCCCUCUCCCUGGGAUUGUUCAAGGCCAGUUUGGACUUGGGUUGGAGCAACCUGGAAUAGUGGAAGAUGUCCCUGCCUGGGGAGUUGUUGUGUCAAGCCCUUGGCCACAAGCUUUCCUUAGCUGGGCUAAAAUUGUCCCCAAACUGGAAUGGGAGGAUACAGCAUGUCAAUGAAGAGGAAGUGCUGAGCAGCCCUUUGUUGAGUUUAACCUUCUGCCAUGAACAUGUAAGACAAAUGCGUUCUAAAAUAGAAAGCUGAACAGUUAUUCUGCACUGUGUUGUUCUAGAAAAGCACUUCUUUUUUUACAGAACAGACAGAGAAGCCAAUUCCUGCUAAGCAUUCAUUUUGUAUUUGUCCUUUCACUCACCCUUGCUUCUCUAAUUCUGCUGAGACUGAUCUUUCACCAGGAAAUGAGGAAGGUGCGGGAAAUGUGCUCUGUGGGGGGGCAUAUAAAAGCGCUUGGUUGCUGACUGCAGGGUGGAUGAGGAUGCCAGCACAGGUGAGCACAUGGCACUGGCUUGCACUUCUUCAGAAACCAGUGGCCCUUUUUGUUCUGAAGGAUCUGUUUUAACUCCUGGACUUUCUUAAAAGCAGGAUUCUCAGUGUGUGCUGAAUCCUUUUUAAAGGAACUGGGUUGGAUUUGAAUUGAGAGCCCUCUAAAUACUGUAGGUAGCUGGUGGUACAGCUGUAUUUGUAGUGGCACCCUGGCUGCAAUGCCAUAGCUCUGAGCUGCCACACCAACAGGGACUGCAGGGCUUGGGAACUCCCUGUUGGGAACUAAGGCAUUGGACACAGUGUGUGUUGUGUCUCUGUAGGGUAUUGAGUGUCCGUCCUGUUCUCCCACUGUGCUGAGUGGUCCUUGGUGGCAGGAGAGUGCGGGAAAACAGAGUGGAAUCAGGAGAGAGAAUGACUCCAGUCAUCCUAGAGCUCAAAGUAGAAUUGGAAAAUCUUCAAGAUCCUUGAGUCCUACAUUGACCAUAACACUGCCAGGUCCAUCAUUAAUCCUGUCCUUAAGUGUCACAUCUACACAUUUUUUUAACAUUUCCAUCAGCCUCCUUGUCCUUCUUUGGACACAAAUCACUUGAACAUUACUUGAACAAAUACUUGAACAGCUCUGCUCUAAUCAGAAGAUAUAUUUUGCAGUCAUGCUAAAACAAGACUGUAUAAAGGUCUUCUGAUUCUGGACCUUUUGGCCUGGCUAGUGCCGACUUUAAAGGUGAGGUAUCUGCUGAAGUGGCAUUGAAGUGGCACAGGAAUAGAACAGGGGAAGCUGUUGUGGAAGUUCCCUGCAGUGUUGGUAAAAGGAGAGUCUGAAGCUGAAGUGUCCUUCAGUGGCAAAAAAGAAGAAAGUAGCUUUGGCUUGUAUACAGCCCCUUUCAUAUGGCUCUGCCUGUGAUCUCUGUGGCUGUGUGCUUGUCAAGAACAGUUUUCAGUUUCCUUUUGUGGUGGGUGUGAGUGGUUAGAAAGCUCUUGUGCUGGCUUUCUGGGCAGCUGUGAACAAACCCCAAUGCUAUUGAUAUCCCUUCCACAAAACUGGGCCUGGUAAUGUUUGUCUUUCACCCUUGUGAAAGGAAGACAGAAGAUGUGAUUUCUUUAGGAUGAUGGCGAGCUGUGGACUGUAAAAAGAGCCUCCUUUCCAGGGAACUGCUGCCAGACUAAUACACUUCUGACAGACUAUGUGCUGCUUUCUCUGUCCUAGACAAGGAGAUUUUUAGAGCUGGGGUGCCUGAAAGAAGCUAAGAUGUGUUUGUGUCCAUGUUUGUGUCCUGGUUUCAGCUGGGGUGGGGUUAAUUGGAACCCAGUGCUGGGGUUUGGAUUUAGGAUCUUGAUAACACGCUGAUGUUUUAGUUGUUGCUAAGCUUGAGUUAGUGUUUACACUAACUCAAGGACUUUUCAGCUUCUCAUGCUGCCCUGCCAGCAAGGGGAGCAUAAGAAGCUAGAUGGGGCAUAGCCAGGACAGCUGACCCCAGCUGACCAAAGGGAUAUUCCAGACUCUCUGGUGUCAUGCUCAGCCUAUAAAUUAUGGGCAAAGCUGGCCAGGGGCUGCUGCUCAGGGACUGGCUGGGCAUCACUUGUCAGGUGGUGAGCAAUUGCAUUGUGCAUCACUUACUUUGCAUAUUCUAAUUCUAUUAUUUUUAUCACUUCCAUUUCUGUGCUAUUAAACUGUCUUUUUCUCAACACACAAUUUUUACCUCUCCCUCAUUCACUCUCCCAUUCCCCUGGAAGGAGAUGAGUGAGCAGCUGCGUGGUGUUCAGUUACUUGCUGAGGUAAAGCAUGACACUAUCCCAUCAUCUGGUUUACUUUAUUUCUGUCAGAAGUGCCCAGUUUGCAUUUUAAGAGCUGCAUCAGGGACAAUGCUUCUUCCUUGUGAGAAGUGCUGGUGGUAGGAUGUGAGACCUACAGAUCACCUGUCUGUGGAGCUUUAGUUUCCCCUCACAUCAUAUUAGUUUCUUUGUCUCAUUCUUUCUCCCUUCAUCUAAAAUUAUUUUAGCUUUUAAGUGCAUUUCUAAGCUGUGGAAAGCUGCUGACAUUCAGAAACUUCCAAUCUCCACCACCAAGAGCACAAUUCUUCUGCAUUUUCUAUCAAAAAGUGUAUUGUAACUCAUCAGUCCAGUAACACUUAAGUUUGCAAAUGUUUAUGGCUUGUUUAAAUAUAUUAAGUGUAUGAAUCCAAAAGGUAGAUAUCUGCUAAUGCAUCAGAUCUGUUCCUUAUGCCUCUUGUACUUCCCUGCCUUCCUCACAAUCCUGCUGUAUUAAUUUUUUCAGGGACUAACAGUGUCUGCCUGUAAUUGGGUUGUGAGCGUCUUGAGAAGCAAGAAGCCAGAUAAAAUUCAAAGCAGGACAAGGCAAUCUUCAUACAGAUUUUGAAAAUGCUGCAAGAUUGUGCAGUAAAGAGAUCAAGCACCUCUACUUUUGCCCUUCGUCUGGGUAGUAAAUGACCUACAUUAAAACAGUUUAGCAGAGCAACAAAACACAGCUAGUUUUAAGCAGCAAAAAGGCAGAAAUAGAGCAAGAAGAGUCCAAAAUUAAUUUGUGAAGCAGCAUGUUGCCUUCUGACUUAAGAUCUGUGUUCUGAAUCAUUGUUCAGAAACAUAAGCUGUUGUCCAUAUGAAUGGAUUUAUAUAGGGUUUAAAAGGAAAGGGUGAGAUCAAGUCUGGUGCUUAGGUUUGCCUGCCAUGAGUCUUCAUCUCAGUUUCCCUCUCCUGUGACACUCCCAUGGAAGUAGGCCAAGAUGGUUUCACUCUGGGAAGCAAUGUAAAGCCAAUGAGCUGGGUUUCACAGCAUGGAAAAUAUUUGCUCUCUUCUGCCAGUCUUUGUUAAUCUCUGAAUAUCUCCAUGCACAAUCUCAUCUGUCAUUACAGCUGCAUUGGAACCUGAGAGUGUGAUACCUAUUAAUUACUAACUUAAUAUUUAUUUAUUUAUAUAACUUUUAUUGUCUUUUAUCUAUGUUGAAAAACAGAUUUUUGUUUUCUAUUGUUCAAAGUCAAGUGUUUCAAAAACACACAAAACCAGCCCUGUUGGGCCAGGCACUCAUACACCAACACAAGUGUAUCAUGUGCCUUGUCAUCUUACCAAAAGUUGCAACUUCUAAAAAACAGUAAAUUGUUUUAUCAGUGAUUCUGGCAGCUCAGGCAGGGGUUUAUACGAACAGAUGCUUUAAAGGCUAAAGGGAUCACAUAAGGAUGCAUGUUUCAGUGUUGUUCUGAGACGAUGGAGAUACAGCCAGCCAAGUUGUUUGAGCUAAACAAUGGACUUUUUGCAUACUAAUUGAUAGCCUGAUGUUUUCUUGAAAUGUACUGGUUAAUAAUGAUUGCAUCACUAGGAUACCAAUAUAUCAGAGAGUCAUAUAAUCGUUUAGGUUGGAAGAGACCUCCAAGAUUCUACCAUUAACCCAGCACUGCCAUCUUCAUCACUUAACCACAUCCUAAAUGCCACAUCUACAUGUCUUCUAAAUCCCUGACAGGAUAAUGACUUUACUAUGUCCCUGGGCAGUGUGUUCCAAAGGUUGGCCACCCUUUUGGUAAAGAAAUUUUUCAUAAUAUUCAAUCUAAACCUACCCUGGAGCAACUUGAGGCCAUUUCCUCUUGUCCGUUGCUUCUUACCUGGGAAAAGAGCCUGACCCCCACCUGGGUACAACCUCUUUUCAGGCAGUUGUAGAGAGUGAUAAGGUCCCCACUAAGCCUCUUUUUCUCUGGGAUAAACAUCCUCAGCUCCCUCAGCUGCUCCUCAUCAGACUUGUGCUCCAGACCCUUCCCCAGCUCCAUUGUCCUUCUCUGGACACACUUCAGCCCCUCAAUGUCCUUGUGAGCGGCCCAAAACUGAACUCAGCAUUCCAGGUGUGUGCCUGACCAGUGCCCAGCAUUGGGACAAUCGCUGUCCCAUGACUCCAGCUUAUGGCUUUAUCUAAUUCAUGUUUGAUUUAGAUUCUAAUUUUUCACACCAUUCAGAAAAAAAGGUUUCAAACAAGCAAAUGCUCUUAACAUACAUGUAACUUCAUCUCUUGCUCUGAGUAGAGGAAAGGAGUAUAAUAGGGAGCAGGUGUUGCUUCUCCCAGCAUUAUACAUACUUGACUGUGAUGCUUCUUUUAGAAAUGUUUCCUUCUUCAAAGAGCCAAGUAAAAACUGUCAUCUUGAAAACGAUGACCAAUUAAGAAACUGCAGCAUGGAAAUUUCAGGAGAGGGAAUGGCAUAUGACCCUUAUAAAGUGCUGUAGGCAGUGUGGAGAGCAAACAUCUGUAUUUGGUUCCUGGCAAUAUCUUUAAAAAUUAAAAUAUGAAGUAGCCCAAGAGGAGCUGGUUAUAGAGCUCUGUACAUCAUCAGUGCUGUAGUCUGGUUUUUCUCCAACACCUUCAAGCCUGAACUUUGGAAGAACAUCAGUUUAAAAAGUACAUUUUAAUUUCACAGUGGUUAAAAAGGUAUUAUUUCUUGACAAAAGUGUAUCUGGCCAAAUUUUAAAGACUUUUUUCUCUUCUUCCGUAGCUAAUUUUGGUUAAGAUCUGCUUUGCAACAAGGCCAGUAAAGCCAAAGCUUUUUUACUUCUGAACAUGGAGAAAGGUACUGCAGAUUUAUUGGCGAGGCUGGAUGUAUUUUAUUAACACCACGAUGGGGAAGUCUGAUUCUGAUUUAUUUGCAGAAAUUUCACAAUUUGGCAGUGCCGUCUGGCAGACUUCCUCUUGAUCUUUAAUUGACUGAAUAUUAGGAUUGGCCUGAAUAAAAGUCUUAUUUGAAUGGGAACUUCAGCUAGAACCUGUGAACAUUUUUGAGAACCUGAGGCACACAGGUAAAUGUUAAAGCCUUUAGAGGAAACCAGUAGUUCCCGAUCAAUGCAGUUAGUGUUCUAAUUCACGUAUCUGUUAGAAAUAGAACUUUUCCAAAAGCUUCUCUCUAAAUUUAAAUGGACUGUUUAUAGCAACCAGCCAGUAAUACAAUAUACUGAGCAAAAUGUGCUGAGCAUCUGAAGCAAACAGGCUUAUUAAGCCAUGAAUAAAUCAUUGGUUCAAAUCAACUUGCACUAACGAUGGUGCCCAUUUAAAGAAGACGUACCUCGUAAUUCAUAGCGUUUCAGAAUUUAUAAUAAUAAUUACAGUAUUAAUCACCAGGAGGCAAUGUUUCUUUCCCUUGGUGGCAGAGGAAACCUUAGUAAUGUAGGGCUUCUCCUUCUCUAGAUAUAAGACUCUAAUUUCCCCAUGAAAAUCCUAUCAGACAUGUGCUAUUGUAUGGGAUUAUUCCCCUCUACCAAAUGGGGAAAGCAGAGAAAGAUGACAAAUUUGGCCUUGUAUAUUUUUUUAGGAAGUGAAUGUCUUCGACUCUUAAUUUCUGGACUAUGGGGAAUUGUCAUGUCCAGAUUUGGGUUUUGAUGUUUAAAAUUGGAACAAAAAGGCAAAAUUCACUUCAGACUGGAGGUCGAUUGCAGCUUGUCAAAACACUAUUACAGCUGAAAAAUGUAAAUGUGCAUAUAAGGUAAAAUGGAACUUUUCCAUGAGGCAGCUCCUUCUGGCAGUGGUGGUACGGGGCACGGCACCAGAUGACCCUCAGGUCUGCUUUGAUGUGGCUGUUCUUGGGCUCAGAGCAUUCAUCAACCCUUUGGUCUCCAUGAGGUGUGAGAAAACACUACCUUAACUGACCUCUGUGCAUUUAUUCAGUGUGGCAAAUACUGACCUUAUUUACCUGGCUUUCUGAAAACUUUGCUUCUAGCAGCAUUCAGAAAGCCCAAGGCAUUUUUUAUAGAGAGACCUGAAAAUUCAGGGUACUGAACCAAAAUGAAAACAGUCAAAAUGGAAGCUUUCUACAGCUCCGUGUAUUGCAGCCUCUUGCAUUAGUGCUCCAUAUGAUUUCUGGGGAAACUUUUUAUUUAUUAUAUCAGACAUAACUAUGUGAAUUCAGACACUUCAGAUGUAUACAAGUAUAUUCCCAAUCAAGAGGAAGAAUUUUAAGUUACUUUAUGAGUGGGUACUUUCUGCAGGUUUGUUUUCUUUUUUUUUUUUUUUGUGGUGCUUGAUGCUCUUUAUCCUCCUAAAACUUGAAAACAGGACAGUUAAUGCUGUGGGAUGGGAUGAGAUGGAGUUUGAAGAAUGGAAAAGCACCAGAAACAAUUUCUUAUAAGGUUACCUAUAAUCCCCUGCUAAAUCCAUCCUUCAGAAGCAUUUUGAAAGGAAUGGUGCUGAUGUUGUUGCCACAGAAGCAGUGUGAGUGUUCAUGCUUCCUUCAGUACACCAGGAUCAGCCCUGUUGGGAAUGUCCCUUCCCAUAAAAGGGGAAGGAGGGAAUUUACCCUUGAGACUUGUCAGUAGUGGGAAGGGAAGUACCAAGUGGGUUAGUUUUCCCACCACAUCAGGUUUCCCACUGCACUCACUUUUCCUAUUUUUCAUUGAAAAAUAGAAGAAAGCAUCAAGGGAGAGGGGUAGAAAUGAGAAAGAGAGGAAUGGUAAGGAUUCCCUUGUCUGUGGGAUGUGGAUUUAUGAGUCUCAUAAAAUGCUUUUCUGCUUUUCCUAGUGAGAAAUAAUCAUCCAAUUCUGUUAUCUUUAAGAGCAUGAUGAUUUAUGCUCUCGGAAUGAGUCCUCUUUCAAGUUUUCCACAUCUUUUCAGUGCCUCAACAAUGUCUUGGGGAGAUUUCUUUUUCCCAAGAAAGGAUGGACCAGAUGAUCCUUAGGGCCCCUUUCCAGCCUGGUUUUCUAUGAUUCUGUGAUAAAGUAUGCUUGAUUUUUGUUAUUUUUUUUCCACAUGGAGUUGUGUGGUGUUCUGCAUUAAGGCCUCUGCAAUUGUGUCUCUGGGAAAUGUGUGUAGAUAGAUGAUCAUUCACAUGAUACUCUGUGCCAGAGUCAAAAUCUGUGUAAUUAUCUAAACAACUGCAUACCCUAAGUGCUACAGAGUUGAAGAAAUUCGUGGCUUCCAACCUGGGCUUUAUGAAAUACCUAGUUUUGUGUUUGAUAUUAUGUGGGUAAUUCACAUUAUGUCAUUCAAGUUUGCAAAAUACAUCUCCAGAGUAUUGGUUCUGGGAUGGUUAGUAAUGAACAUUAAUCAUAAUUAAAAGAAUGUCAUUAUUUGAACUUUUGAAUUUGUGUCCUUUCAAUGUUUAUGUGACUGUUGCAGCAGCUGCAAAUAUUGUUGUAAACAUAUGACCACAUCCAUGGAAAGAAAUCUGUAAAUGAUCAGAAGACUACUAAAGUAGGGCUUUCUUUUCCUGGACUUUAAAUGGUGUCAGCAGCAUAGUAACCUUCCCAAUGUGUUUUCCCUUUUCUUCCUAAUACAGAGAGGAGCCAGCUUUGCCUUCCUUUACAAACCCCUCUCCAUGGAUAACAAUCCAAAUUAAUCCUGAUGCCAUCUUUAUACACCAUUUGUGCAUUGCAGGAGAAUGUGUAAGUGAGGGAGGAUAAAUAUUUAGAGCAGGUACUGUUAUAGCCUGUAGCUAGUGGGUGUGGGCUGUGGACACGUCACCCCAAAACGUGUUGUAGGAUGCACUGUGGUGAGGUAAGGCACAAAGCAUCUUUCUCAUCGUGUGCCCAAAGAGGCUGGACCCAACAUCCAGGAAAUAGCAAAGUUGGGUUUCUUUCCAGAGGACUUGUUCCCAUGCAGUCUCCAGCAUGCUCACCCUGGCUCAGGCUGCGUGCACUGGACAGAGCAUUUCAAUUUCCAGCCCUGCCUGUAGGGAAAUGAAGGAGCAUUUUAGGACCUACUGCUUCUCCUUGCAGAGGUCACACUAGUUCAGUGAGAACAGGGUUUGGCUUCCCAUGACACAGCAAUCUGAGGGGAAAAAAUAUGUGAAUCCUGGCUUAAAUGGAUAAUGUGAAAUGCAGAUGUGUCAUUAUGUCUUGCUCUGCUGUCUGCAGGGGCAGGGCUGAGCCUUGUGCUUCUGCUGACAGGGGUCUUGCUUGGUUCCCAAAGUGUCAAAAGUUGAAGACAGCUGUACUUUUUGGGUCUCUAGAGAGAGUGUGCAGUGCCCCCGCCCUCUGACUUCCCCAGCAUUCCAUCCAUCCUGGUCCCCUUCCUCCCUCACAACCUGUCUCCUGGGCUUUGCCUUCAGCCCAAUCCUGUAUGAAAACAACAGAGGGAAUUGGGAGGGGCUGUCAUUUUCCUUCUGCUGUCACAUCCACCCCAGAAUGAAUCUGAGGGGGACUUAUGAGUUUAAAGUGAACAAACAGCAGUUUUAAGUAUUAUCCUGCACAUUCUGCUCUUACUCCUGGUUUUUCUCUACUCAUUGAAUGCAGCCUCACGUUAGAGAGGGAACUGUCCUGCUGACUGCAGCAAGCAGGCGCUGCAGAAGGAGGGGACACUACUCAUCAGCUCCCAUUGCUUUCAUUGGUGAUGCCAGGCCUUGCAGUCACAUCUGUGAGUUCUGCAGGAGGGUGGGAAUUCCAUUCAGUUGUAUUGAUGUAGGCAUGUAGUCCAACCUUUGUGUUUUCAUCAGCCUUUUUCUCACUUAAAACCCUUUUAAUUGAACCCUUUUUGUUAUUCUUGAGCAUGUUUCCUCCUGCCCUCCUUCAUGUCCCAAGUUAAAAAUCACCAUUAAAAGUUUAAAAGAUAAUUGCAUAUUUUUAUUGCAUGCUGCAGGCAGAGCUCAAAGGUUGAGAGGAAAGAUGUGCCAAACUGGGGUUUCUCUGAGAGGAUUUCCUUUAUGAUGGAGCAUUCUGAAUCCAGCCAAUUCUUCAGCCAAAUUUUCUUUGUUAGCCUUCAUUAUAGAAUGUGACCAGUUAAUUCGUGAAGAAAAUGUGGCCUUUAAUUUUUACUCUUAGGUUUUUCCCUGUUGGCUUUCAAACCAAUGAUGUUUCUGAAAUGUUGAGAUGCAGAUGUGUUUCUGUGUUUUCUUCCAGGGCAUGAGCAAUGGCAGCACUGCAGGUCCUCAAAUGAGUGCAAGAUGAUAAUGUUUUACAGAAAAACCUUUGUUGGUGAACAAUUAUGUAAUCAAUUUCCUAGAUUCCUUUUUGCAGAAAACAAUAUUUUUCUUUGUGUUUUGAGGAAGAACAAAAUAGUGGUUUUGACAUCUUCAGAAAUUAAGGUUUUCAUGUAAAACUUUCUUGAAAAAAGCCCCAACCCAACACUUUAGUUUUAUAAUGAAAGUAAAAGAGCUUGAAGUCACAGUGAAAUAUUCUGCUCCCAAAUUUCUUCUUGUUUGAUGCACUGGAAAUUACAUUUUCUGAGGUAAUGAAGAACAAAUUGUGUUGUAGCAGGAGCCAAACACUCUUGUUCCAAACAGAAGGUUAUUUGUACAACCUGUGUGCUGGAGUGUGCCAGGAAGUGUGUGAGGAAAGAGCAGUGACACUCCAGAUGCCACACUUUACCAAUCCUUCAAUUUUCAGGUUUUUUGAAUUGCAAAGUUUAUCUUGUGUUUUGGAUGGCAUAAUACAGAUCCAGAUCCAACAAGCAGUCUGUCUUCAGUGGCUUGAUAAAUUGUUCUUAAUUUUCUGGAAUAGGUUAAUUUCAUUUAGGUAAGGAAAGGCAAAAAAGCAGGCUUUUCAGGGUGCUGCCAAAAAGAAGAUUAAGUCAGCAUCAAGUCCAUUAGUCAACCGAUUUAUCUGUGUUGGCUAACACCAUUUCAACCUCUUUGUCUUUAUUUUUUUUUUUUUCCCUUAGAUGACAAUUUAGGUAACUCAGAAUUUAACUGUAUUGCUGUAUUGCAUGGUGGUUGCUCUGCAUAAAACUAUGUUUACUGCCCUCUUAAUAUUUUUUAAAUCAGAUUUUGUUUAGUUUUAUUUUUUCAUGGCAACUUUUUCUUCUUCUGUGAAUGUACCAUUUCUUUGUAAACUAAUUUCUGGGACUAAUCAUUGUUGUAGGCUACUGCAGAACAUGCCUGUAGUAGAAGUUGCCUCUAUCAAUUGCGCAUUUUUAUGUGUCCAUCAUUAUUCAGUGCCAGCUCUUGAGUUUCCUUUCAGGAUACCUGCUCCAGGCUCCAUGGUGUGCUUGCUUGGAGUUGUCUUGGCAGCCUUUGUUUUCCUCAUUUUAGUUUCCUUUGACAGAGGAUUGGAGAUUCCUCAUAGACAGAGGUUCUGGUGUCACUUGAAGUCCAACCAGUGAUGGAGACUUUUUUCACCUUUGGAAUAUUUCUAACAUGUCCAUCUUUUGAGGAUUCCUUGCUAAUUCCCUGGUGUUAUAUUUUUCAAAUUCUUCCAAGAAACAUGUAUGCCAGCUAUUGUCCCUGCCUUUGCUGGUGUCGCUGAAGCCAUUAGGGAUUUAGAGGAAGAUAUGGGUUUAGAGGAGACUUCUGCUAAUAACUUCUUGCCCAUAAUGAGUUUUCAUCUUCUAACCUGAGACAUUGAAGGUGAGUUAGUUUUACUUGAAGUCAGCAGCAACCUCUCAACAGGAAAUGUUCCUCUGGUACCAUGGUGGGGGAAUGACUCCACAGAGCUGGUGGGAAGAGUGUUGCCUAUGGAAUUUAAAGUUGCAUGUGCUGCAUUCAGCAUUUCUCAUCUAAACUACUCUGGGUGUGGGGGAUUGUGGGGAACUCCAGGACUGAUAAACAGGGAUGUGCUUCUGCCAGUUAUAUCCCACUUCUUUGGUUGUCCUUGCGUGUCGCAGGCCCCUGAGCCCGCUCUGCACAGCGCUGUAUGGAGCGAAGUGCUCAGUGUGGGAGGACUCCCGAGAGCAGAAGGUGAGCUUGUUGGAAAUGUUUCAAUUUCUAUUCUGCUUUCCAGUCAAUGACAUCCUGGUACUUGUAGGUAUCAGUGAAUCCACUGGAGGCAGAUCUUUUGCUGGCAGAGCAGGAAGCUGAAACAUGCAGAGGCAGCGGUUUGCUCAUGCUGCCUGGCGAUUAACUGGAAAAGUCCUUGCUUGGAACAAGAAUGUGUCUCUUGUUUGUCCUUACAUUCAGUUCUCCAAUAUAAGACUAGUUCUUACUAAUUAAAUGCAGAAUUACACAGUGCAAUCACCUUCUGUCCUCUAAAGAAAUAGAGAACAAAACCUGUCAGCACUGCACUCUCCUGCUGUGGGAUAAUCUGGAACUGGCUGUUGGUUAUGUACUUAAUUUGUUUGGUUUGCCAGUGUUUAUUAGGAGCCUGAUUGAAGCAAAAUCAUCCUGUCCCCUCUAGAAAUCAGCAUCCUUCUUGCAAAAUGUACAGCUUGGCUUGCAGGAUACUUUUUAGCCCCAAGUAUUCCCUGUGGUUUCUGUGGUACCUCUACCAAAACAACUCCAGGUGUGACUAGUGUAGUUCUUAAUACAAUCCUGUUCCCCCACAAUCCCAGCUGCUUUCACGGUGUAGUCACCAGUGCCAUGUCAUCAGUGCCUGGUGGCAUAGAGAAUUUGGGAGUGCUGAUAGGUGGUGACAGGUAUGGCUUUGACCUCUCUGGUAGUCUGUUCCAGGAUGGCACUGCUGCUACAGGCCCAUCAGCAUCCUCCAUGUUGAAUGCUUGCAUGUUAUAAUGGAAUAUUGUAACACCAAGUGAACAGCAGUAAAAUUCAGUCUGGUAAGAUUUAUUACUUUAAUAUUGAGGGUUUAAGCUGAUACCAGAUUAACAUAUUCAUAGGGUUUUAGGAACUGCUUGGGUAUUAACUGCUUCCUUUUAAACUGAAAACUUUGCAAGGGUGUCGCAUCUCUUCUGCGCUAAUGACUCAGUCUGUCUUUGUAAGAGGUUGAAUUUCUUUACAUGAUGUUUUGAGACUAAAUAUGAAAGAGGGGAAAUGGCCCUUAAUUUUAACAAGUUCCCAUUUGGUUUAACAGCUGCUGUGAGAUCUCUCUUGUCUUUUUGGCUGUGUUUGCCACUUUGGCAGUGUGUUUCUGGUUGUCAGAGUCAUACAGAGUUCUAAUGAAGUGCAACACUUUUUUCUUUUCCCUACAGCUGUUAUUUGUCAUUUGAUAUAACUCUGCCUUGUGAGAGUUUCAUUCCUGAAUAGAUGAUAAAAGGACAGCUAGUAUCAGAAGGCAGUGCUGGCAUGAGAGUUUCUGCUUUGUUGCUAACAUAGAAGAAGCCAUUGCUCUCCUUUUAAAGGAUGUGUUAUGUGGCUGAAUUUGGGAAAACCUUUCAACUCCUGAGGGAGCCAAAGCCAGCCUCUUCCCCUGUUCUCCCCCUGCUGCUGUCCUGUCCUAAUUAGCAGUUAAACUCCACGCCCUGUGCUCCCAGUGCCAAGACACUGACUUCUGGCAAUCACGGGAGGUUUGUUUUUCACUGCAGUGCAGUGAACACUGUGUGUUUCUGCACUGUGCUCCCAGUUGAGGGCUGUGAGCCCUGCUGAGUCAGCAGACAUGGCCCAUGCUCCUUGGGGCUCAUCCUCCUCUGCCCCAGAGCGGGGAGACGUGGCAGCCAGGGCUGGGUGAUGUGAUGGCCUGGGCACGGUGUGACCCUGGGGAGGCUCUUGGGUGGUCCAGACUGGAGAGUUUGCUGCAAGAGCUGGGCUCUGUUAUUUUGGGUAAAUCUGUUAUUGAAGCUGCAAAUCCUGGUUCUGCUAACUCUGAUGUUACAAAUGACCCCCCGAUUCCUUAGAGUACAUACAGAACUCAUCUGAGCUAUUUCAGUGUUAGACGUUUCAUGUGUCUGUUGUACAAGGAUGGUCCUGAUGGGUUGAUGGUGACUCCCAUACUCUCAGGAUCUUUCUUGAGCUACCUAAAUGAAUGUGCAACCAACACUGCUGUGCUCCCAUGCCUGACAGGGAAAUACACACCAUAUCAUUGCAUGCUGCCAGCUCUGCUUGGGAAGCAGAGACUGUUUGCUGGACUCUGCUCAUUAAUGUGCAAAGCUCUCAUCCAUUGCCCGCAACGUGCCAAGCAAAUUUUUGGACAUAAUUUCUGCAAAGCUCUUCAUAAUGCACACUAACCUUGCCUUAUGUCUCCCUGUCCUCUCUGUGUUUCUGUGCUUUUGGGGUUCCCUUUGAAGGAGGAGGUGGGAAACAUGCUAUGAGUUUUCGUUCCGUAUCGGAUAUGUCUGUGUUACACUGCUGCUGAGGACUAGAAACCCUCAUCCUUUCUAACCCUGCCAAAUCAACCCCCUCUUAGUAAAGUAUCUUUAAUGAUACAUGAUAUUCCCACUGCCCUGAAGAUUUCAUGCUGAAUGUAUGGCAUUGGUAUUUGUUACAAAUACUUCUCCCUAGAAGACUCUGUAUUAAGCCCACGCUUCAUUUAAUCCUUAAAACUUCUCUUACUUUGGAGUUAGUUCAUAAACAAAAUUACUUUACUGGGGACAGAUAACAACAUGGGGUUUCAGCAAUUAAAUGAAAAGUAGCAGGGAAUCCUAAGGAGAGGAAAUGGAGGGUCAUAAAUGGCUCUGAAGAGACUUGAAGGCAGGAAUUAAUAUCUUAUGCUUAAUGAAUGACAGCUCUUCAAAAAAUGCUGUUAGAUAAAGCAAUAUAGGAGGGGAGAAGAGGACUUUUCAGAAAUUGCAGAGACUGAUAGAUGGUUUUCCUUUUAGAAAUUUAGCAAACUUGACCAUUUCUCUUGUCUUUGGAGAGGGUGGCAAAUGAAAGCAUGACCUCUAAAACUGACAGAAAUUCCAACACUUCAGGAGCAAAAGGCAGUGUGAAAAGCUAUAGCUUUUCCCUCUAUUUUGCCCCUGCCGGAGGAGAGAUCUCACUGACUGAAGGAGCUGAGUUAUUUCUUUGUUUCUGAGUUUACUCAACCAGCACAUGCAUAAAGCUUUUUUUUUUUUUUUUUUUAAUGGUAGCCAGUAGGGUGGAAGGUAGCUUGGAUUUGAGUUAGGGCAAUGUACUUAUAGAAAUCAUAGAUUCAUUAAGGUUGGGAAAGAACUCUAAGGUCAUCAAGUCCAACCAUUAGCCCAGCACUGCCAUGUUCUCCACUGAGCUAUAUACCCCCCUGUGCCACAUCCUCACACUUUUGGAACACUUGAAGGGAUGGAGAUUCCACCAUUUACCUAGACAGCCUGUUCCAAGUGAAGAAAGGCUCCUCCUUGUCAUUAGUUUUUAAGACCUGUGGCUGAGGGGGAUGAUCAUUAGACCUCCCAGGGUCCCUCCAACUCUGUUAUUGCUGAUUGGUUUUAUAGUCACACCCUUGGCUAUACAAACAUGGAGGUAGAGAACAAAUUCUCCUUUACCAACCUCCAACUGGCUUGAAAGGUCCACUCAGGAUUAGCAUUAAAGGGCUGCAUGCAGCCCUCAUCUCCUGGGUUCCUGAUGGGAAUCGUGAGGCUCAAGUGAACACAUUACCACUUUGAAGUUUGGAAGUGUGGAUGUGGAUGUUAAGUAGUUUCAGAGAAAAGAAAUGUCUGUGAUUUAUUUCUUGCUGAGAAAUUUCAUUAGGGAGAAAAAGGGAAAGGAGGGGAAAAUUUUUAAGGGGACGCUGAAAGCAUCAUCAAUUGAUGGUGGUUAUACAACUCUAAAAGUAGGCCUGCCCUUAUCACUACAGAUUAGAAAGUAGGACUCAGGGGUAUUCCAGGAUUACGCAAUUUAGCUAAAUACGUCAGAGUUUCUUUGGCUUAUGUGGAUGGCCUUUUUUACAGCAUCUUUUAUUCUUUCUGGAGCUUUAUUUUUCCUUUUUUCCUGAGGGCAAAACAUAGUUUAUAAGAGCAGAAUCCAGCAAUGCUCUUCUCCUGGAAGCUGUUGAUAGCAAAGUGUCUGCCAGCCUCUUCAAGUAUUGUCCACAAGUGUGAGAUCUGCCCUUGAAUGUGUGUAUUGCUGCCUGUAAGUCUGACUACUUACUUCCUUUCAGUAAUUUAGGUGUCACUGUCCCAUGGAGUCUUAUUUGCCUUCAAGCCACUUGGAUAUUAUCCACCACUGGACUCCCACUGAGAUCAGUGUUAGAGCACCGCCACUUGAACCAUUUGUUCACGCAGGCUCAUGCUGGAACACAUUUACUCUGGACUUUACUGCAAGAACAUCUUUUCUCCUUUUAUAGACCCACACAUUGCACCUCAAUGUUUUGUAAGUCAUUAGGAAAAGAACAGUAGCAGAUGCCAUCCAGCAAUACAUUUGGGACUCCCUAGUCCAAGUUUCUCAUAUCAUUGAUCGUUUCUUGUUGUUCAUCCUGUACCCAGGCUUGACAUGAGGUCUGUAAACCCUGUGGAAUAUCUGGAGUGAAACUUUUGCUGGUGUUCUGGGAAACAAUGUUUUUGGACUCCUUUCUUGGAAAAUGAGGACAUGAGAGUUUUUUUUUAUUUUCCAGUAUCUUUAUAUUCUGACUGAACCAACUUUAACUGUUUGCAUUGGACUUUUGCCUAUGUAAUUGUAUCAGAGUCCUAAAGUGUUUCCAGGUGAAAGUAACUCUCAGUUUCCAGUGGGAUUAGUAAAUAGUUAUGAAUGAACCAGGAGGUCCAGAAUAGAUUUUCUUUUACUUUCUUUUCUCCUACUUGCAUGCACUAUGUCUCUCACAGUUCACACAGUCUUGAUGAAACCAUGACAUCUUGGGACUCUUGCUUUGCCUGUCUAUUUUGUAAAGAGUAUUACUCCUCUUCCUAGCAGAUUGUGAAAGCUGGAUGAACAGUACUUCAGGUGUCUCAGCCUUUUUCAUUGCCCUUAGUCAUGCUGCUUUGCUGUCCCUCAUGGCACCAUUUCUCUUCCCAGCCUCAUCUCCACUGCUUCUGCAUACUGUAGCUGUACCUGCUUCGUGCCAAGUUCAGCAUGAGGCCACAGGAGAAAAAAAUGUGGGCUCUAGGGAAUUCUAUGAUCUAAAUCUAGUCAAUGGGUUUUUGUUGUUUGAAAAAAUAUGUUAAGAUCUUCAGAAGAAAAGACAAUCAGUUGGGGCACAGCACUCCCUGUAAGGCAUACCAGGACUGUGCUGUAGCCUACAACUAGGCUAUCACCUUGGACAUAAUUUGGAUUCAAAUUAUGUUUCUUUUUCCUAAGUCUAGUGGCAAAUGCUGUGCAGAAGCACAGGUGAUUAUCACCUUGCUACUGCCCUAACACCCAAGCCUUCAUUUAGGUGACCUAGAAUUGGUUCUGAAUGAGUUAAACACUAAAUGGCCUUCAUCAACGGAAACAUUUUUGUGUGAUGAUUAUUUCUUAGUAGCUUCAUCAUUUCCAUAUGCAAUUCAAAAAAAUAGUAAGGGAAAAAAACCACCUCCCAUUCUCCUCAGCUAAGCAGGAAGAGCUGGGACUGGAGAGAGACUCAUGCUUGGUAUGUCAAGGCUGGGAGACCAAGACAAGUUGUUAAUUGUGGCAGGGUCGCAUCUGCUCCUUUGCAGUGGAUGUCCGUGGUUGUAGUGACUGGUGCUGGCACUCGGUUUAGUCAACAGACUGUACUGGUGAGGCACAAGGAGGAGCAGGAGCACCUCCCAGGCUCAGCUGUGGUGGUUCAACAGGGCUCUCCCAGGGCAGUCAGACAAGAUUUUUAACACUGAAAUGGGCUGUGUGUUCAUAUCUGACUGUAUGCUCUGCCUGACAGCUGCCUAGGAAUUGGUUGCUUGCACACAGCUCCUUUCCGGGAGCACGCUUUGACCAACACCAAUAGCAAAAGAACAUUACUAAAUCUAUUAAGCCUGAGUUGACAGAUUUUUUUUUUCUAGAAUAGUAACAGAUGGCAAAUGGUGGUGGUACAGCUGCUAGGACUGGGAGAGGAUGGAUGUUGGUUUGUCAUUUCAGUGGAUGCUGGCAAUAAUUCAUAUUUAUAUUUAUACAGGGUCUUUCCUCUUUGAGAACACUUUACAAACAAGGUGAUAAAUAAUGGGCCUGGAGUUAACGUGGGCUGGUAGAGCUCAUCCCUGUGCCUAUGUGGCCGGUGUGGGAGGGUAAGGGCAUUGGCCUGUGCUUCCUACACAGCCUGGAUGUGGAUGAGGCAGCUGCUUUACAUAACGUAGUGCCACUCAGCAGGGGUUUCAGGCAGAAAAGGAGGGUAGACAGCUGGAAUUCAGGGGGCAACACUGGCAUCCAGGGUGUCAGGUGCUACUUUGGGUACGUGGACUGACCUCUGGCUGUGUGGAGUUUUGUGUAGACUCUUCCCAAAGACAUCUGUGUCCCACAAGAAGCUGCCUUAGGGAGUAGGUAGCCACCAGCUGUGCUGUCCUUGCGGAGUCAGACAUGGCAGCCGGGGCUCUGCACAUCACCUGGCACUGGCAGAGGUGCUGAGGCUCCCUCUCACUCUGGGCAAGUUGUGGGGUGGCCCCGAGGCCCUCUUGACUCUGACACUUGCUCUCCAUCAGCCUUGCUGGGAUGUGCUGUGAAGGCAGGCAGUAUUUCCAGGCCCAUCUUUAGUCCAAGAAUUUGGAGUUCAUACAAGAAGGAAUCAAGAUUUUGUGUGCGUUGGCUCACUAUCUCACAGUGAUGAGUUUGGUGGAUAUAACAGUGAAAUGACCGAAAUCUGGGGCUCAUAAGCAAAAAGGGCUUUUUAGCACUUCUUUUGUAUUUAUUAGGAGCUGGAUCAAGACCACCACUUACUCCUCCAUUACUAGCAGAUUCAGUUGCCAUAAUUGCAUUCAUGAAAAACAUCCCACUAACAAGAGCUAAGUAUAGAAAUCCAUAAGAAUUACAGCACUGUGGUUUUCUCUAAUUUGAAGGGUCAGAACUUCCAGGAAAACACAGGAAGAAAUCAUUAAAAGGCACUUAAAUGAACAUUAAAUGGCAUUUUAGAAACUUGAAAAAUGUUGAAGGCAAUAUCUUUGUGGUCAGCUUGUCUGUUGCAGACCUCGUGGUUGCAGUUUAUCCGUACCCUCUGAUCUUAAGUGCCAUCUUCCACAAUGGAUGGACCAUGGGAAACCUGCACUGCCAGAUAAGUGGGUUCCUGAUGGGCUUAAGUGUCAUCGGGUCCAUUUUCAACAUCACGGCGAUCGCAAUCAACCGCUACUGCUACAUCUGCCACAGCCUUCGGUACGAUAAGCUCUUCAACCUGAAGAACACCUGCUGCUAUCUCUGCCUGACCUGGAUACUCACGGUGGUGGCAAUUGUGCCAAACUUCUUUGUUGGCUCCUUGCAGUAUGACCCCCGGAUUUACUCCUGCACCUUUGCCCAGACAGUGAGCACGUCGUACACCAUCACAGUGGUGGUGGUUCACUUCAUCGUCCCGCUCUCCGUUGUGACGUUUUGCUACCUACGGAUCUGGAUUUUGGUGAUUCAAGUCAAACACCGGGUGAGACAAGACUGCAAGCAGAAACUCAGGGCAGCUGACAUCCGAAACUUCUUGACUAUGUUUGUGGUUUUUGUCCUUUUUGCUGUGUGCUGGGGACCAUUAAACUUUAUUGGCCUUGCUGUUUCAAUUAAUCCUUCAAAAGUGCAGCCACACAUUCCAGAAUGGCUUUUUGUCCUGAGCUAUUUUAUGGCCUAUUUUAACAGCUGCCUCAAUGCUGUGAUAUAUGGGCUUCUUAACCAGAAUUUUCGGAAGGAAUACAAAAGGAUAUUGCUGACACUGUGGACUCCCAGGCUGCUGUUCAUUGAUGUGUCCAAGGGCGGGACAGAAGGGAUGAAAAGCAAGCAUUCUCCAGCCAUAACAACCAACAACAACCACGCUGAAAUACACCUAUGAGUCAGGACAGUACUAUUUAUUCUGGAUUACAGUUGUAUAUAUAAUAUAUAAGAGCCUUUCUAGCUGUGUGCAUUGCACAGCUAGUGUUGCCCUCAUGCAAGGAAGGAGUCUGCAAACUUUCAUGCUUAGCUUAUCGCUGUGACAUCAAGGCUUUGAAUAAGGAUUUUCAGAACAGAAAUGACUGAUCUUUUUUUUUUUAUAUGUCAUCUUUCACUGUGUGCCUAAUUAAUCGGUUUGGUUGCUUUUGCCACAAGCAUGCCAAUACCCGAAAAGGGAAGCGUUCAGAGUGCAUGGAGAAAUGCAGUUAUGCUUGAAAUGCAACCUUCAAGAGACAGCAAAAUUGCUAUUUAUUACACACAAACCUUUUCCCCUCCCUCUGAAUUCUAUUUUUCUAGCAUUAACUUAACCUGAACUGUAUCAAACAAAGUGUAAACUGCAUGGCUUUUUACAUUAUAGAUAGGUAACCGUAUUAGCCAGCAGGUGUAUGUAUGGGCAUGGUGUGCGUUUUCCUUUUUCUUUUCUCUUAAGGUUUAGGAGCUAGCCUGGACUAGAUGUGAGGCAGGCAGAAGCCAGACCAGUGUGUGUCUGAUGCACUCAUUUUAAUUGAGUAUCGACAGACAUUAAGUACCCUUGCACUCUCCCUCCCAGGCCAUGAGUAAGUAUAUGACAUAUGAUAAAAUCUAAUUGCAGAAAGAUACUUGGAGCCUGAUUCUAAUUUAGGCAGUAUCCUGUCAUGGCCAGCAGUCAUUCCAAACAUCUUUCAAAAGUCACUGCUACAUGAACAUCACAAUAAAAAAGAUGAACAUAGCAGAGUCCCAUCUGUGUAACGCAGAUUGCGACUUUUAAGUUUCAGUAACAUUUACACGUGCAGACAAAGGCAGAAGGGGAAGGCAGUGUUUUUACAAAAAUCCCUUCUUUUGCCCAUCACAGAACAUGAAUUUGCUGAUGGGAGAAAAAGCGGAGAUUUUUUCUCCGUUUUAUUCACGUACAGAACUGUAAUUAACUCACGGAGAGGGGAGACGAAAGCUACUUAAGCAUAAUUAUGCAUCACUUCUCAUCAAGCCUGGACUGUGCUAUCUGUGUCAUUGGAAACAAUGUCAUGAAGUUCUGGGGAGGCCAGUAUCGCAUUAGACAUAAGCACAUGGGCAAAGAUAAGGCUGUUUCUUUAAUGGAGUAUGAAAGGGGGGUGUGUGUGUGUGAUGGCAUCUGUCUGUAGAUAUGACUUCGUUUCCUUAGCUUGAUUGUGAAUUCAUCUCUUUAUGGCUUUAAAUGUGGAUCCUGCUUUGAAAAAUUCCCAUAAAAUGAACAGUUAAGAUUCCCCUGGUGCAGCUCCACCUUCAGGUUAGCCCCCCUGCCGGUGUGCUGAGGGGCACAGCAGGGAGAGGGGCAGGUCUUAGCCCUGGGGGUCUAACAAGGACAGCAGGCAGCCAUGCCCCUGGUCAAGGACUGCAGUCUUCUCUCUUUGGUUCUAGUCAAGGCAGGACUAGUUCCCAGCACUGAGCCCUGAAAGACCGAGACCAGACUUCUAGGUGCCUGGAGAUGGAGGUAUGUAGGAUUUCCCCAAAGCCUGAGCAGGCAGUGUGCCUAAUCCUUAGUGACAAUAGUAAGUCAUUCAUGUACUGCUCUCUGAAACCAACUUGCUGCUGAAUGUCCCUUCUGCUGAUUUUUUUUUGGGGAAGAGGAAUUGAGAGAAAUUAAGGCUCUUUCUGAAGUGGGCCAAAGAACUUUGCGUGCUGCGUUGCCUCCAUGAGGACUGAGUGUCUCUUCUGCUGCUGCUGCCAUGUGGUGAAGGUCACUGUAGUAACAGGGGGGCCUGCCUUUAUAGGGUGCCCUGGCACUUAGGAAGUUUCAAACUUGAACAUCUCAGCCACUUCAGAUGAAUGUUGUUUUAAAAUGCACUGCAGCCAGCCUCCCAUAAUAGGAAUCAAACUCAGUUCUGUUUUGGCCUCUUAAUCUGUCUCAGCAUGGCCAAAUAAAGGUAUUUUGACCCUCAGAAAUAACUGUUGUCUGUUCGCCUUCCAGAAAAACCACCCUGGAUGAAUUCACACCAUUCCAUGCAAGCAAAAUCAUUUUGAGUUAAACUCGGAUAAGAAAAACACUGAGGGCACAUAACUGCAGGGAGUGUUUGUCCCAUCACGCCUGGGAGAUGUCCCGUGUUCCAUGACUAGUCUUCAAAGUCAUUUGCAAUUAGCCACAACAGUGUAAGUUAGAAUCACAUUAGCAAAUAAUUUGAAGCAUCUAGUGCCAAGUGAAAUAAUACUGCUUUAAGACAAUUGUGAAGAAUCUUGUGCAAGUUUGCCAAAUAUCUCAAAUACUCCAAAGCUGGGGUUUCAUCUUAGGGAUUCUUGUCUUUUUAAUGGAAUGUUCAGUGGAGGUAAUGUUGGGGGGUUUUUAAUUAUUAUUUUAUUCUUUAAGCUUGUAUUUGCACUAUUUCUUAUUCAGGCUCCAAAGUUAACAGCCAGCAAGUAUUUGAACCAAACCAAGUCCAAAGAGGUCCUGAACAGGCAAGCUAUGAGAGUCCCUUCUCCACCUGGCAGGAAUGGGAGCAGCAGGAGCACAAUAGGGUGUCCCCCCAGGACUCACAGAGUCACCACUCAACCAAACUAUGCAAAAUGAUCUGCUCGUCUUCUGCCACAGGGUCUGAGCCCGGCUGCUGCCCAGAUCUCUGCAGGGGACAGGCAAAGUACCUUCUGUGCUGGGGUGGGUCUGAGCAGCUCCCUGCAGCGCAGACCCCGCAGGCUGGGGGUGGCUCUGGCAGCACAGGGUGCACAGCCCUGGCACGACCUGUUCAGCAGGGCUCUAGGUGUCCCAGGGAGGUGCCAGGGCUGGGCUGAUUCAGCCACCAUGGUUGGAGGCUUGAGCUAAAUCCUGCUGGAGCUAAGGUUUGCGAUAUGAACCGUGGAAAGCAGGGAAUGUAGCCUCAAACAGGAAACACUGUGCUGUUUGUUAGCACUUUGAGAGAGGCAGCGCUUAGGAUAGGAUGGAAUUUUAUAUUGACUUAUUAAACUACCUGAGCAGCUCCUUCUUUUUAUGUUAGGAAAUGGUUAACAGGGUACAGAGAGUUUAUUUUUGUUAGCAUUUGUUUACAGAAAAAGGGAAGUGUGUUUUAGCUGAGAAUUCUGAGCAGUGUCACAGUUUCCCUAUGGGAAUCUAGCUGUAGUCCAAAUUUGAGAUUUCAGUGAGAUCCUACAAUUUUAAUCACAUUUUGCCAGUUCCACCUGUUGCAUAUCUGGCCUUAAGUCUCAUUGAGAUCUCAUACAAACUAGUUUCAAAUCACUUGCUCUGGGUUUGAUAUGGUGUGUCAAAUACCUAUUCUAGUCCCAAGCUCUAAAAUUGUUGUAGUGGAAACUUGUGGAGAGGCAGUAUUGCUGUGAAGAAAGAUGAAUCUCUUGCCACAAAGAAAUAUUUUUGGAUGUUGCUAAUGAAUGUUGUUUCAUCAAUUUAAGAAGAAUGUAACCAAUAUAUUUAUAUAUAAAUGUGUAUUGCAUAUGCUGUUUCCAUUUUAAUGUUUAAUUGAGAAUCCUUCAGUAUACUUUCCUAUUGCCAUUUUUGUUCAUAAAGUAGAUUAAUUCCCUUUACCUGUUAAAAAUAUAAUAAAUUUGCCAUUGGACUACUUACUGGGUUUUUUUUUUCCUCCACUAGCAGUUACUUUUUA
This is a messenger RNA of Motacilla alba alba, 35737 nucleotides long. RefSeq names its product G protein-coupled receptor 50 (gene GPR50). Lineage: Eukaryota; Metazoa; Chordata; Aves; Passeriformes; Motacillidae. Gene Ontology annotation, cellular component: membrane. Gene Ontology annotation, biological process: G protein-coupled receptor signaling pathway. Gene Ontology annotation, molecular function: melatonin receptor activity. The record is from RefSeq and is a predicted model, not a curated record. The transcript has 2 exons. Bases 31171 to 32082 code for a protein of 303 amino acids.